GCGCACAGCUAGCUGGACUGUGCUUGUGAGCUUCGGAGUGAAGAGUUUUUUUGCUCAUCCUUGAGUCUUGACCAAACAGAACCAGACCAAGGUCACAGAGGACAGGCAUUAGUUUCUCUCUUUCACUAGUCGGAAUCCUGUUGAGUGCCAUACUAGAUAACAGCUUAUUGGGUCGUGUCGGUGUUGAUACGUAACAUUCACUCGAGGAGUGAAAGUCAGCGGUGACGGUGUGCGCUAUCGAGUCAGGGUGAUGUGGUGAGAAUAACUGACUGCACCGGAAACGAAGCUGCUCUAUUUCUGCAGCUAUCCACGGCAAGAACGAUGCCGUUUGACUUCUGGGAUGAUGUUGUCCUGCCAGCAUGGCAUGACAUAGCUCGAUGCGAGAUUACGAGUGAAGCAUUGGAGAAGGUAGUGAUGGCAACUGAUGAACAUCAUCCACGUAUCAGUAGAGAUCCCAUACUGAGGGGACAUGUGAUGGCUUGGAAGGAGUUUAUUAAAACCAACGAAAGUAGGUCAGAAAAGGAUACUAGUAGGUUAGCCUUCUAUGUUGCCUGUGUUAUUACCUACAAGAGAGGACCAUCAGGUGUCCAGAACUUCCUUCAAGCCAUCCAGUCUUCAACUUUCCCGUCCAAUGUUGCUGUUGGUGGACUGCUGGAGAGAAUUUGGAAAGCUCGUGAGAAUGAUCAUCCUGAUGAAGAUGUCAAGGAUCCUUAUUUCAUCACAAGGGUUGUCAAGAGCAACCUACCACAGAUCAUCGCCAACCUAGCAACCGUACCAGAUAUAGUGCUCACUGAAGUAUUUGGAGAUUUCGACCUGGAUGAAGAGCAUAUCAGCACUUAUCGAACGGCAUGUGAGGUGGUCGGUCAUGUGCGUGAUCUUCCACUUUGCUGUCAAGCAGCAAUUGCGCGGUCUUUCCUGUACCCAGUGACUGGCUUUAUGUUUCUCUUUUAUCGCUUGCACCAUCCUGAGCUCUCUCAACGACUGGAUAAAGAUUUCCUGAUCAAGAUCGACCGUGAGGCAGGAUGUGAUGGGAGUAGUCUUGUCCAACUGUUGAAUUUGGCUAUUGAUUUACAGAGCGAUACAGGUACCGCAAUGUCAAUGAUGAAUGAUGAAGGUGUGAUUGCAGUGAGAGAAGGACCAGGAGAUGCAGUUGAAGGUCAGUACUGUCCUUGUAGUGGUCCUCCAUUAAUGCACGACCCUAUUUUAGGGGAAUGCAUACUCAAAGUUUGUCAGCCCGAGCCUUACGCUCGCAUUCCAGCGCAAGCUUUACAGCGUCCUGUACAUUAGGACUGCCUUUCUCAGCGCGGCGAAAACUGAGCGUCCAUAGAGUUAACGAGGAAAUUCUCAGCCUGACAAUAAAUCCCACUGAAAAUUUGAGCGCUGUGGAAAUCAGUGCCCACAAAGUCAGAACAAAA
Molecule: messenger RNA, 1415 nt
Organism: Sycon ciliatum
Lineage: Eukaryota; Metazoa; Porifera; Calcarea; Leucosolenida; Sycettidae
Exons: 4
Coding region: 322-1287 (321 amino acids)
Source: RefSeq, a predicted model, not a curated record